This is a messenger RNA of Magnusiomyces paraingens, 777 nucleotides long. RefSeq lists its product as uncharacterized. The record is from RefSeq and is a predicted model, not a curated record. The transcript has a single exon. NCBI's taxonomy places the organism in Eukaryota, Fungi, Ascomycota, Dipodascomycetes, Dipodascales, Dipodascaceae. Bases 1 to 777 code for a protein of 258 amino acids.
AUGUAUCAUGCCAUUAAAGAAUGGGGUGGAACUCCUUUUGGCUUUAUUGAUGAUGUGACUAUUACCGUUGAAGGUAAAAUUGAAGAAAAUACCAAAAGCUUAAGCAACAUAUUAGAAAAAUGUUGUAAUUGGGCUAAAUCAAGAAUGACCAAAAUUGAUUUGGGUGAUAAAUUGGGUUUUAUUCAUUUUACAAAAAAUGUGAAACCUAAAGAUGAGAAAGUGCAACUUACUUUACCUAAUGGGGAACUUCGUGAACCCCAGAAGGAAGUUAAAUUGCUUGGAAUUACUUUGAACAAUCUGCUUGAUUUUAAAUCUCAUAUUUUGAAUAAAAUCAAUAAAGCAAGAAAAGCUGUUGGUGCUAUUUGGCAUCUUGGUGGGGUGCAAAAAGGUAUGCGAGGGUCUGCAGUCAGAUCACUGUAUAUUGCUUGCGUGAGACCAAUUGUCGAAUAUGGCUUAGAAAUUUGGCAUCACAAAAUUUUGAAAGGAGAAAUCCACAAGUUGGAAGUAAUGCAGAAUAUGGCUUUAAGAAGAAUUGUUGGUGCUUAUCGCACAACUCCUAUUGCGGUACUACAAAAGGAAGCUGGUAUUAUGCCAUAUAGUAUUAGGCUAAAAUUUAUGGUGGCACGAAAAGCUAUUCGUUUACACCUAAAUAUUAGCAAAACUAAUCCUAUUAAUGGUCAUUUGUUAACAUUGAUUGAGAAAUCUCCAAUUGCAAAGCUAACCACGCUUUACAUGUUGGCGAAAGAUGAUAGAGACUAUAUGAAUAAAAAAGGAUGA